Molecule: messenger RNA, 4251 nt
Organism: Ornithodoros turicata
Lineage: Eukaryota; Metazoa; Arthropoda; Arachnida; Ixodida; Argasidae
Exons: 24
Coding region: 311-3457 (1048 amino acids)
Biological process (GO): Rho protein signal transduction
Molecular function (GO): guanyl-nucleotide exchange factor activity
Source: RefSeq, a predicted model, not a curated record
ACCGCUGUUAGAGCUCGAUCUGAGAACACUUUUCUGAACAUGGUGAUUGUAGAAGAGAACCGUUGACGUUGAAAAUGACAAACCAUCGACCGUAUUGUGUUCAGCCUGUGCUUUGUGCGUCCCACUGCUGUGUUUUAAACGCCGUCCUAGUCCGGAUUAUGGAACUCGGAAUGCGGACUGGUUCUGCUUCGCUUUGAAUCUUGACUUGUGAACCAGGAAAGAUAAGAAGGCUUCAGAGCGAAGGAGAGAACGAAAUGGCUUCCAUUUUUGGGCUUUAAAAGGAGAGCCAGCCAAGUAGGGGGCAGCAACCAUGAGCAUCUGUCGCCCGUCCGCCUUUUCCACUCGGACAAAGUCCCUGCGCGAGAAGUUCGCGUCGAAGCGGAGCUACUCGGAGUCGUUCAAGGACCCGCCGCCCGCUGCGGCCGCGGAUCUUUCUCCGAGGCCGACGCUGCCCGCUGUUCUGCCUCCUCCCAUGACGUCGGGACUGCCCUGCAGCGGGGAACCCCCUUCGGCGCCCUCGCACCAUUCCGCCACCACGUCAGAACUGACGGGCUUCCUGCCUUCCUACGGCGUGUUUCCCGAAGAUGCCUACUGCAGUGCCCUGGACAUCAACAGUCAAGAGGGAGAUCCCAGAUUCCCAUGGCAGCGAGACGCGGCUAUACAAUGCGACCUCAAGACGCUGCCGUCUUCCCGGCUAUCGUCAUCGUCGUCUUCCUUGCCAACAUCCGACAACAGCCGCGGAGCUCUGCUCUUCCCGGGAAGUGGGAAAGCCGCGCAGUCGCCCGCCGCGGCGAGUCGGAGUGAGCUGCAGCAGCUGCUGGCCAGGAGUGCACCUCUGGAAGCUAGCGGAGCGCCACCUACGCCUCCGCCCCGGAAGUCAGCUCCUGCACUGCAGCGCGCCCUGUCGCUGGAGCGGAGCGCAGGCCGGAAGAAGGCCUCCGCUUUAGGAGGUCUUCCCACUUCCCAGGCCUGCGGAUUGGAUGAAGGCGGCCGUCUUUAUGUGCCUCACCACGUGCAGACCCUGACACCCAGCCCAGAAGGAACCUCGUCACCCCAGCGCGUCCGAGCUGCCCCUAGCAGUGCACCUUCCUCAAGGAGCAGCGCCUCUCCCGGCGACACCACCCCACCGCUGUCUCGCAGGCCCAGCGCUGCGGAGCGCCGGAAAAUGUGCUUUGUUAGGAAGCAGACCAAUUCUGCUCCCAACUCCAUGGAGGAAGACUCCCAGAGCCCUUCCCCUUCGUCCUCCUUCUGCAGUGCCACCGCCACGACCUCCGUGAGCGUCAGUGCAUGCACCUCCAGAUCUGGAUCUGGAGUCGAACGACCAGAACGACCUGGAUAUUUUAACUUCGAAUCCAUGCAACGCUUGCUCGACCUGUCAAUGAACGCUUCCAGUUCGGGGGGUGAUCGGAAAGGAUUUUUCCUCGAGAUACCCACGCAAGAAGGACUGGGUACCUGCCGCGAUGGGAAAGCAGCGUACCUGAGCUUACCGUCUCCUAACUUACAAACCGAGGAACAGGAAAAUAAUCUGGUCUUCAAGAAGUUAUCAAACAAAGCCGAAGACGAAGACGAACAGGACGAAUUCGUCGAACCUCCGGCGUCUGCCCUUCAAAGGAGACGAGCCCUGGUGCCUCCGAAGAUGCUGACAGACGGCUACGAGAGUUCGAACGAAGACGCUACUAGUCAAGGAAGUGUUUCACAUGACCAAGGUGUACAGAAGACCCGGAGACGCAGCUCCAUCGUGGUUAUUCCACCGAUGCAAAUCUGCCCGGGCGAUCUACUUGUCUACAGUAAAGUUCUCACGCAUAGAAACACACUUCUAGAUAUUGACGGCUCAACCCAGUGCCUUGCAGUGACAGAAGACUCAAACAGGAAAGGCAAGAACACCUGGUCUUUACUCAGGCUGUUUGACAGGGCCAACAGAGCACAGUCUGAGUGCCUGGGAGGCCUGGAGGAAGUGCUCAGUACCCUGAGGCCAUCGGAAUUCUGCGACGAACAGCUCUCCAAGUAUAAGGGAAUGCAGUGGGCAGACUUCGUUUCAAUGCUAACGGACAAACGGUCGAACGAAGACGAUGACUCCGCAUCGUCUUCUGGCGACAGUAGACUGGUGUCUCCAGAGAAUGGCGGUAACAGUCCCGUAGAGGAGCAGCAGCAGCAAGAGACCUCACAAGGAAGUCCCACGGAGGAUGCCCUCCGGAAUCAGUUCCUCAAAACCAUAAACCAGACCAUCCUCAAGAAUGAAACGAAAAAGAAAGAAGCCAUGUGGGACUUGUUUCAGAGCGAGUGCAUGUUCCUCUACGAUCAUCUCAUGGUCCUCAAGAACGUUUUUAUGGAGCCUCUCAAGAAGAUUCAAGUGGAAGGAUACGCCAUGUUCGCGGAACCCGAAGUUCUAUUUGGAAACCUGGAUGAACUUUGCUGCGUGACGUACGCCUUCUGCAAGGAAUUCAUCAGCUUUGUCCUCCAGUGCAUCAACGCGGGGGAAUUAAACACAACCGACGUUCUCAUUAGGCUUUUCAGAAAGAGCACAAAGGCUACAGCAUUACGGCAGGCGUAUCACAGGUACACCCUCAACUACAUCAAUGCACUCAACUACUUGGAAACGCUAAGGAGACAAGUAGAAUUCAACGAAUUCGAGAAGUGGUGCUCACGGGAUCCACGGUGCAAGAAACUCCAACUGACGGACUUGCUGGUGUCUCCAGUCCAACAUAUCAUGAGAGUGCCACUCAUCUUAAAAGAGAUCGAAAUGCGAACGGAAGACCCAGAAGAGAGAGAUUCCAUCGUAGCCAUUUUAGAAGCGGAGGAAAAUUCAUUACGUGAACUCGAUGACAAGAUGAAGUGGUUGAAGAACUUCGAACGGCUUCUCGAAAUCCAGAGGAACAUUAUUUGGCCGUCCGUCACGGAACUGGAUCCUAAAGCUUUCAUUCCAGAGUUCUUAAAAACGCCCCUAGCCAAGCAACCGUGCGAACGACUAAUCGUCAGUCCACGGCGGCAGAUCGUGCUCGAAGGCGCGCUUUCCCUGCUUGAUAGCGGGAAGGCAUCCGAAGUGUACGUUGUUCUGUUCGAUGACAUGAUUCUCAUUACGAGACGAAAGAAGGGUCUUCAUAAAAAGAAAUCUUCCAUCACGGAAAACUGGGCGAACACUUGCAGCAAGAGCAAUUCAAUCCAUGAAGGGGGCUAUAAAUACGUUGUCUAUAAACAGCCACUGUCUUUAGACAGGAUAUGUAUCCAUGACGUCACCGCACAAAAUGGUUCAGCCAACAACUUGAAGAAUGCCUUUGUCUUUGUUUGCCUCAACCGCUUCCAGCAGAUUAUCACUGUCCAUACGUUUCAAGCGCCAAACGAAAGUGUGAAGCUGACGUGGCUCACGAAGCUAAAAGACACGGUGGACCGUUGGAAACGAACUCUUCAGAACACCGUCUUCAGGAACCAGCGAAUUCCUCCCAACUCGUCCGUUAAAUAGCAGUCAGCCCGCCACCAGGCGGCGGGUUCACGUACUACGACCCACUAGAGGGACGACCUUACUUCUGCACCGGGUGGAUACCUUCGAAUACUCUGGGAACGUUUAUGUGACGCACACCAGAAAAUGUAGAAUGGACAGAGGUGACAUUGAGCACGGAAACGAGGCAUAAUUACAGCGAAGGAGAGCACCAAGAGGCCUUUGUGCAGAUGGCGGAAGUAGCGAUACCUUAAAAAGUUCACUAGCCUAGCUAAGCCAGUGAAAGCCAUUCUUCAGUUUCCUGCGCGAUGAGUCUGGUUAUGCCGUGUCAACGCCUCCUGGGCCGUAUCGUCAGUCAGAGCCCGCCAAUCACAGUAACGCCUUCAGCGGCCGUAGUCAUGGAAACGAGCCGCCACGAGCCGCAUGGGAAGCCACGUGCUUUCUGCGUUUGAAAUCGUCUGCGGCGGAUAAUAGGAAGCAGACGAUGCUGCGAUGUCGGCCAUGUCGAUGUCUCAUUUGCCUCGUUCGCCACGUGACACGCUACGGCUGCUAAAGGUGUGGUUGUGGUCGGAAGGACUACGCUAUGUCAGGUCGAGUAGUGAGCAGGCCCUCUGUGGCAUACAUGCCGUUGUCUCGGGACGCUACUACUUCAUAAUGUUAUCUUAGUAGGUCUAGUUCCCACGAUACAAAACGUUAUACGCACUUCAAAAAAGUAAGCUCGAGGGAAACGGUUGUUAAACAACAAUUGAAAGAAUUGUAAACAAAAUCACUUUGUAAAGUAGGUUUGGUGACACUUCAAGACAAAAAAUAAAAUUAAA